Molecule: messenger RNA, 2076 nt
Organism: Siniperca chuatsi (mandarin fish)
Lineage: Eukaryota; Metazoa; Chordata; Actinopteri; Centrarchiformes; Sinipercidae
Product: protein PET100 homolog, mitochondrial
Exons: 4
Coding region: 112-348 (78 amino acids)
Biological process (GO): mitochondrial respiratory chain complex IV assembly
Cellular component (GO): mitochondrion; mitochondrial inner membrane
Source: RefSeq, a predicted model, not a curated record
UGCGUCAUGGCUUUCAAGUAAUUGGACCUCCUAGACACCCGGAAGUAGUGUGAAGGUCUUUGGCGAUGGUUGGAGUUUAGAUAACGUUUCACUGCUGUAGUCGAUGUGAAAAUGGGUGUUAAAAUAGAGGUGUUUAGAAUGAUGCUGUAUCUAUCCUUUCCUGUCACCAUGUUCUGGAUCUCAAAUCAAGCAGAGUACUUUGAAGAGUACAUAGUUAAGAGAAAGAGGGAGAUCUUCCCCCCUGAUGAGGGAAUGCAUAGGAAAGAGUUGGAGGACUUCAAAGAGCGUAUGCGUGUUCGUAAGGAGCAGCGAAUAUUAAAAGAGAUUUCUGUGGAAUCUGAGAAUUGAGGAUUAUGUGUUGAAGAAAUUUACUCAGCACCACCAAUGGAGGAUAAUCUGGCUAUGUUUUUUUUUGUGGGCAAAAGAAAAUUGGUCAGACUGGAUUAAGAACAUGACACACUAUCUCUGAGAAGUUAACAGAUCCCAAAAGUGUGCUGGGUAUUUUCCAGGGAUAAUUAUGCCCAAUAUGCCUAAUGUUAUGUUUAAUUUACAUGUGUGUCUUUUUCACACAAGACUUUUCAAAUGCCAGAAUUCUUUGUUUGAAUGCCUGGCCAGCUGAGUUGCUGUGAUUGCACUGUCAUAAAAUAAUUAUUUGAGUUAUAUAUCCAGUUGGAUGUAAUGUAAUUAUCAUGAUUUAUUUUGUGAGGUGCAGCGCCUAUAAAAUGUGUUCACCGCCUUGGAUUGCAGGUUUGGUGUUUUACAACAUUGUAUCACAGUGGAUGUAAUUAGGCAUUUUUGAGACUGAUCUACAGAAAGAUACCAUAAUACCAAAGCAUAAAACAAAUCUCCAUAAACUGAUUUGAAUUCAGCACAAACAUAAAACACAAAGUAACUGAUUACAAGCAAUAUUUAUUAGAGGCCCCUGUGGCAGAAAUUACAGCCUUUACCCUAUGUUAUAUAGUUUGGGUAGCUUUAGCUUUAUGUUUUUUUAGAUUAGAUUCAACUAUAUUGUCAUUACACAUGUACAAGUACAAGGCAACAAAAUGCAGUUUAGGUCUAACCAGAAGUGCAAUAAGCAAGUGCAGGACAUAAAGUGUGUGCAUAAAUGCAGGAUAGAGCAGUAUAUGUUCUAGGUUGUCUUAUUGGAAAAUACAUUUGACUUCAAUUCACAGUUCAUUUACAGACUACAGCAGGGUUUUUUUUUCAAGUGAUUUAUCUGUAUUUUGCUGCAUUCAUUGUAACCUCUACCUUCACAAGCCUCCUGGGUCCUACUGUAGAUGAGCAUCCCCACAGCAUGAUGCUACCACCACCAGGCUUCAUCGCAAGUAUAGUGCCUUUCUGGUAACGUCUGGAUUAUGUUGUACAUCAAAUAUAGCUUUAGUAUGUUGACCAAACUUGUAUUGUUCUCAUCAGACCCCUCUAUCCAUUUUGUUUUAGACACUUUCUCAUACCUUCUGGCAAACACUAGCUAAGAUAUUCUGAAUAUUUGUUAACAGUAGCUUUCUUAGAGUAUAGUUACUUAUUGUGUUGCAGAGGCAUUGAAUGUUGCUUUGUCUUCAUGAUGCAGAUACAGAUAUAUUUAAUCUAAAAUCACUUGUCACACCUUGGUUACACACAGGUUACCAACUUGUGACGUCCUAAAACAAUUGGCUGCACCAGUGAUGAUUUGGUUGUUUUAGCUGUGUGAUACUAUGACAUUAAAUAAUGUUUUUUUCUGUUUAUCACUGUCUUAAAAGCCUAAUUACAUCCACUGUGUUUGUAUAAAGAAGUUGAGAGCGUGGGGGGAUUGACACUAUGGGCACCGAUUAUGUGUAUACUUCUUGUUAACACGUCAUUUUAAUGCCGUUUUUUUAUUAAGGUCAUUUAUUGGUUUUGUUUUACCUAUUGUAACAGAAGCAUUGAUUUUCCCAUUAGAUGUUUGGUUUGGAUAUGAAGAUGUAUCUCAUGUUCUGCAUCCUAUGGCUGCCUUAUGAUCCCCUGGACCAACAGCCAAUAUUUCGAGUAGGAAUGGGAUGUAAAUGUAAAGAGCAGAGGUAUUGGCUAUCCAUCAUCCAAAUGAAGGGUCAUCCAAACAUA